Messenger RNA from Ctenopharyngodon idella (grass carp), 2773 nucleotides. RefSeq names its product phosphoglucomutase 3 (gene pgm3). Gene Ontology annotation, molecular function: phosphoacetylglucosamine mutase activity; magnesium ion binding. The coding region runs from base 121 to 1758 and encodes 545 amino acids. The transcript has 13 exons. Gene Ontology annotation, biological process: carbohydrate metabolic process; hemopoiesis; UDP-N-acetylglucosamine biosynthetic process. The record is from RefSeq and is a predicted model, not a curated record. NCBI's taxonomy places the organism in Eukaryota, Metazoa, Chordata, Actinopteri, Cypriniformes, Xenocyprididae.
GUCACUGUAGCCACGUAAUCAGGGAAGUAGGAAGUUCUGCGCAAAAGCUCUUCAGCCGCAGAAACAGCAGAGUGAGUGUUAUCUUCAUCAACUGUCAUCAUAUUUAACUGAUUUAAUGAGAUGGCUCAGUUUGAGGAGGUAUCCCAGAAGUCCAAGCUGCAUCCUAAGCCGGAGGGGCUGACAUUGCAGUACGGCACAGCUGGAUUCCGCACUAACGCCAAACAUCUGGACCACAUCAUGUUCCGCAUGGGGCUAUUGGCAACUCUGAGGUCCAAAAAGACUAAAUCCACCAUCGGAGUCAUGGUGACUGCCUCCCAUAACCCAGAGGAAGACAAUGGGGUGAAGCUAAUCGACCCCAUGGGGGAAAUGGUGACAGAGGUAUGGGAGGGAUACGCCACACAGCUAGCUAACGCCGAGCAGGACUCUCUCCUCAAAGCUCUGAAAGAUGUAAUUGAGAAAGAGGACAUCAGCAUGAGUGAACCAGCGAGUGUCUACGUCGGCAAAGACACCAGACCAAGCAGUGUCAGUCUUGCUCAGGCUGUAUUGGAUGGCGUUUCCAGUUUGGGAGGCAAAACUCGUGACUAUGGUCUGGUCACCACUCCUCAGCUGCAUUAUAUGGUGUGCUGUUGCAACACAAAUGGCUGUUACGGCAGUCCCACUGUUGAGGGCUACUACCAGAAACUCUCACAGGCUUUCCUUCAGCUCACCCAGAACGUCCCAAAUCGCACCGAUGAUCAGAAGAAGCUUCUGGUGGAUGGAGCCAAUGGUAUCGGUGCAUUGAAGAUGAGAGAAAUGGAGCCGUUUCUACGCUCCGAACUGCAGGUCGUGCUUUCAAAUGAUGGCAGCAACGGGAAACUCAACCACUUGUGUGGAGCAGAUUACGUCAAAGUCCAGCAGAAAGCUCCUCAAGGUGUAUGUAUGGCAGCAGGUGAACGCUGCUGCUCGUUCGAUGGCGAUGCCGAUCGCAUUGUUUACUAUUACACCGACUCUAAGGGCCGCUUCCAUCUCCUGGACGGAGACAAAAUUGCUACUCUAAUCAGCACAUAUCUCAAAGAGCUGCUCACACAGGCUGGGUUGAAUUUACAGAUUGCUGUUGUCCAGACAGCAUAUGCUAAUGGGAGCUCAACCCGCUACUUGGAGGACGUCAUGAAGGUCACAGUAUGCUGUACGAAAACAGGAGUGAAGCACCUACAUCAUGCGGCACAGGAAUAUGAUAUUGGAGUGUAUUUUGAGGCCAACGGACAUGGAACUGUUUUGUUCAGCAAAGCAGCACAGAAACAGAUUUUGGAGCUGGUGAAAGACCAGAACACCAAUGAUGAGAGAAAACGUGCUGUAAAAAUCCUGGAGAACACAGUCAAUCUGAUCAACCAGACGGUUGGAGACGCUAUCUCAGAUAUGCUAGUGAUUGAAGCUGUGUUGGCCAUCAGAGGGAUGUCUGUACAAGACUGGGACGCAAUUUACACAGACCUGCCCAACCGCCAACUUAAAGUCACGGUGUCAGACCGGCGUGUCAUAAAUACGACAGACGCAGAGAGGAAGGCCGUGACUCCAGAGGGUCUGCAGGAGGCCAUCGACUCGCUUGUCAAGAAGUACAAAAACGCUCGGUCCUUCGUCAGACCAUCUGGAACCGAAGAUGUGGUCCGGGUCUAUGCUGAGGCUGACACGCAGGAAAGUGCUGAUAAUCUGGCUCAUGAGGUCAGCUUGGCUGUGUAUCGUCUCGCUGGAGGAGUCGGAGAUGAGCCUAAACCUUUACACUAAUCGUGCAAGCACAUUCAUGCAAGCAGUCAAUGUGAAUUCAUGCAAUCAAAUCAUGUCAAUAUAAUAAAUACUGUAAACUAUAUUUUUUGUGGCACUAACAAAUGUUUUGGAAGAUAACAAAUGUUGAUAGUUUACUCUUGUACUGUAUGAAUUACAAACAAUCUUUAUAAAUGGAAGUGUAUGAUUAUGUGGGAAUGUUAAACCAUGAUCCAUGUGAAUAUUUCUUCACGCGCAUUUCAUCAGACAACUGUAUAAAAUGCAUUUUUCAGUUUUGCCAAAUCUUUUCAAUUUACCUGCCAUAUUAAUAAUAGAGGAAGAAAUGACAAUUGCACUACUGUUCAAAAGUUUGGUGUUGGUAAGAUUUUUUUUUAAUGUUUUUGAAAGAAAUCUCACCAAGGCUGAAUUUAUUGGAUUAAAAAAAUACAACAAUUCUGAAAUAUUAUGUCAAAUUAUAAUAACUCUUUUCUAUUUGAAUAUAUUUUAAAAAAUAAUUUCUUCUUGUGAUGACAAAGCUGAAUUUUCAGCAUCAUUACUCUUCAGUGUCACAUGAUCCUUCAGAAAUCAUUCUAAUAUGCUGAUUUGCUGCUCAAGAAAUAUUUCUUAUUAUUAUCAAUGUUGAAAACAGUUGUGCUGCUUCAUAUUUUUGUGGAAACUAUGAUACAUUUUUUUGAGGAAUCUUUGAUGAAUGGAAAGUUCGAAAGAACAGUGUUUGUUUGAAAUCGAAAUUUUUUGUAAUGUAAGUUGUAACUUUUGAUUAAAUGCAUCUUGCUGAAUAAAAAUAUUAAUUUCUCUAAAAAAAUCGUACUAACCCUAAACUUUUGAAUGAUAGUGUAUGUGCAAUCAACACGAGGCAGCUCUGCAAUAAAAGCCUUGUUUACUAAAUAAAAUACAGUUCAGGUGAGUUAGAUUUAAACUGUAAUGCAUACUGGACUGUAUGUAGCAUCAUGUGAUUUUAUACUAAUGUUUUUAGCUCUAAUUCUUAGAAAAUUAAUUAAAUAAAUAUUUUAGCACCAUC